Molecule: messenger RNA, 2323 nt
Organism: Eurypyga helias (sunbittern)
Lineage: Eukaryota; Metazoa; Chordata; Aves; Eurypygiformes; Eurypygidae
Gene: WASF1
Product: WAS protein family, member 1
Exons: 9
Coding region: 23-1558 (511 amino acids)
Biological process (GO): actin cytoskeleton organization; positive regulation of Arp2/3 complex-mediated actin nucleation
Cellular component (GO): SCAR complex; cytoskeleton
Molecular function (GO): actin binding; Arp2/3 complex binding; protein kinase A regulatory subunit binding
Source: RefSeq, a predicted model, not a curated record
UGGUCCUGUGAUACCUCUCAGAAUGCCGCUGGUAAAAAGAAACAUAGACCCUAGGCACCUGUGCCACACAGCUCUGCCCCGAGGUAUCAAGAAUGAAUUGGAAUGUGUCACCAAUAUCUCCUUGGCGAACAUAAUCAGACAACUGAGUAGCCUAAGUAAAUAUGCUGAAGAUAUAUUUGGGGAGCUUUUCAAUGAAGCACACAGUUUCUCCUUUAGAGUCAACUCCUUACAAGAACGUGUAGAUCGCUUAUCUGUCAGUGUUACACAACUUGAUCCAAAGGAAGAGGAACUGUCACUGCAGGACAUUACGAUGAGGAAAGCCUUCCGGAGUUCCACAAUUCAAGAUCAACAGCUGUUUGACCGCAAAACUCUGCCUAUUCCUUUGCAAGAAACUUAUGACAUUUGUGAACAGCCUCCUCCACUUAACAUCCUCACCCCUUACAGGGAUGAUGGAAAAGAGGGUUUGAAGUUUUAUACCAAUCCUUCAUAUUUCUUUGAUCUGUGGAAAGAAAAAAUGUUGCAGGACACCGAGGACAAAAGAAAAGAAAAGAGGAAGCAGAAGCAGAAAAAUCUGGAUCGUCCUCAUGAACCAGAAAAAGUGCCAAGGGCACCUCAUGACAGACGGCGAGAGUGGCAGAAGUUAGCCCAAGGUCCGGAGCUCGCGGAAGACGAUGCUAACCUCUUACAUAAGCACAUUGAAGUUGCUAAUGGCCCAGCUUCACAUUUUGAAUCAAGAUCUCAAGCAUACGUGGAUCAUAUGGAUGGAUCAUACUCGCUGUCUGCAUUGCCCUAUAGCCAGAUGUCUGAACUUCUGAACAGAGCUGAGGAGCGAGUGUUGGUCAGGCCACACGAACCACCCCCGCCACCUCCAAUGCAUGGAGCAGGAGAUGUGAAGCCUGUGCCUCCUUGUGUUAGUUCUACUACUGGCUUGGCAGAAAAUCGUCCUCACACAGCUGCUCUGCAGGCCCCAGCUGUGCCACCUCCACCAGCUCCUCUCCAGAUAGCUCCCGGAGUCUUACAUCCAGCUCCACCUCCGAUUGCGCCUCCCCUAGCACAGCCCUCUCCUCCUGUCACUAGAGCUGCCCAAGUGUGCGAAGCUGUACCCGUUCACCCAGUUCCUCCGCAGGCUGAAGCACAGGGACUUCCCCCACCACCCCCACCUCCUCCCUUGCCUCCUCCUGGCAUCCGACCCUCCUCUCCUGUCACAGUUGCAGCCCUUUCGCACCCACCUCCCGUUCUGCACCCUCCUCCCGCAACUGUUGUCCCUGGCCCUCAUGCCCCCCUAAUGCCUCCAUCCCCACCAUCCCAAGUGAUUCCUGCUCCUGAACCCAAACGCCAUCCUUCAACUCUUCCUGUGAUCAGUGAUGCCAGAAGCGUUCUGCUGGAAGCAAUACGGAAAGGUAUUCAGCUACGCAAAGUGGAAGAGCAGCGGGAACAAGAAGCUAAACACGAGCGCAUCGAGAAUGACGUUGCUACUAUACUUUCUCGUCGCAUCGCUGUGGAGUACAGUGAUUCAGAAGACGAUUCAGAGUUCGAUGAAGUGGAUUGGCUAGAGUGAAAUUACGACAUCGCCGUACGCUGCAAGAUCGAAUGCUAAUGUCCAUUGUGGUGCUUGUUCUUUGAACGUUUGAUGGUCAUUUCUAGUGUUUUUUGUAUUCUUUUCUUUACAUGAUUAAUCCAUGUUUUUCUACUUUGCGGUUUACAGGAAGCUCCUAGUGCAUCUUUGAAACUAAGUGUUUUACAGUGGCUUUUCUUACACAUCUCUUUUGGAAGAACGCCCUUUGUUCCAAUAGACCACUAAGUAUUAAGCAUGGGCAGCUGUUGGUAGAGUAGCAGUUUCCAUUUUUUGGCAUAUCUUAACUGUGCACUUUGUGAAUUUUAAGUUAAUGAAGGCAACUGAGAUUGACAUUCCAAGGGCAGCUGUAGGUACUGAUGAGCCUUACUCCACUUCUGGUCGUGUUUUGAAGCAUGAAACCGAGCUGUCAAGGUGUCACUGCCUCGGUUCCAUCUGUACGCGAAAAGUACGUAUAGUUAGCGGCACUGAACACACUGAAAGGGAAAUGGAUCUUUGGGGGGGUUUUAUUAUUGUUUUAUUGUUGUUUUUAAAUAAUUAUGGCCUUAUUUGAAUGUUUAGAGAUUUCCCCUUCCCUUUUCCCUCUCAGGUACAUAUUGUGUGGUACUAUUUCUGCCUGCAUAAUAAAAAUUUAGGGUUUGGGUUUUUUUUUUUUCCCCCUUGUGAAAUCUUCUGACUGAAACAUGCUGUGUAACUUAUGUAACUGUUAAAAUAACAGUUUGAUUUAAUAAAUGGUUCAUUUUAAAUGUU